This is a messenger RNA of Nerophis ophidion (straightnose pipefish), 4765 nucleotides long. RefSeq names its product zinc finger protein 271-like. Bases 535 to 2610 code for a protein of 691 amino acids. NCBI's taxonomy places the organism in Eukaryota, Metazoa, Chordata, Actinopteri, Syngnathiformes, Syngnathidae. Gene Ontology annotation, biological process: regulation of transcription by RNA polymerase II. Gene Ontology annotation, cellular component: nucleus. The transcript is spliced from 2 exons. Gene Ontology annotation, molecular function: RNA polymerase II cis-regulatory region sequence-specific DNA binding; DNA-binding transcription factor activity, RNA polymerase II-specific. The record is from RefSeq and is a predicted model, not a curated record.
GUCUUCUGGGACCUAUCAAGUAGUGGCAGUCGUAUCUCGCGAGAGAACUAAACAAGCAGCUCUAUGUUUCUUCUUCUUACUGUCAGGUUGCAGCCAUGUCUUGAAAGCUUCAUACCGCUACCUACCAUACUGUAGACUUUAGUGCGGGCCAUAGGACGAGAAAGUGGCGCGUGUUCAAAUCUAUGAGCUCUUUGAUGUUUCUCUCGCGAGAUCUGACAACGCCGCGUUGGAAGAAAACGGGAAGAUGAUACAGCAAAAUGGCGUUUGAUAAACACCUUAUUAUAUUCAUUAUAAUUUUAUGUUCCUAAUCUGUGCGUACUUGUACUCUUAUGUGUCGUGUAUAAUAGAGUAAACAGCGUAAGUAAUUGUUUACAUGCGGAUACAUUAGUCCGAGCGCACUUUUGACGCUUCUCGUGCUAGCUUAGCGUGCUAGUUAGCUUAGCUUGUUAGCUGCUAACAAAGAGACGCAGAAGUGAUCAACACGUCGCUAAGCAGAGAUCAAGUUUAAGUGUCAAGUGUUGGGAUUGUGUGAAAAUGUGCGAAAAAACGACAGCAGAGUACGAGGAGGAACUUUCUCCAAUAAAAGAGGAGAAGGAGCGACAACAUCAACUACUGGACGCAGUUUUCAAGGAACAUCAAGUUGUGUCACACAGAACAGAUGUCUGUAAAGAACAUCUUCUCCCUGAGCAGCAGGAGUGGACCUGCCGAAUGGAGCAGGGAAAACCACAACCCCGCCACUUUAAAGAGGAAGAGGAGCCACCGCCUCCUCACAUUAAAGAGGAAGAGAAGUCACGUCCUCCUCAUAUUAAGGAAGAAGUGGUGGAGAAACAGACCCCUCACAUUAAAGAGGAAGAGGAGCCAAAGCCUCCUCACAUUAAAGAGGAAGAGAAGUCACACAUUCCUCAUAUUAAGGAAGAAGUGGAGGAGAAACAGACCCCUCACAUUAAAGAGGAAGAGGAGGAAUACCGCAUCAGUCAAGAAGGAGAGCAUAAAAGAGUGGAAGAGGUUGAUGUCACCAAAAUGCCAUUCACUGUUGUCAUUGUGAAGAGUGAAGAUGAGGUCAAAAGUGAAAGUAAGGAGAAGAGUGAGGUGGAGCCUUCAAGCAGCAGCUCAAUUCAACACAUGAAAACAGAAGCUGAUGAAGACCACUGUGGAGGAUCACCAGCAGACAAGCUCUUAGCUCCACUGUCAGAUAGUGAGGACAUAACGUCACACUCUUCUGACACUGAUGAUGACAUGUCAUGUCACGCUGACAUCACACACUAUAAAUGCUCUCACUGUGGCAAAACUUUCAAAUAUCAUUGUCAUUUAAAAACACACAUGAGAACGCACACCGGUGAAAAACCAUUCACGUGCUCAUUUUGUAGUAAAAGAUUCUCCCGGAAAGAACAACUGAAAGUGCACAUAAGAACACACACUGGUGAAAAACCUUAUGCCUGUUCAAGUUGCAACAAAAGCUUCGGAGAAAAGGCAACACUUGUACUCCACAUGAGAACGCACACCGGCGAAAAACCGUACAUGUGCUCAAUUUGUGGUAAAAGAUUCUCCCAAAAGCAUCAUUUGAAAGCACACGCAAGAAAAAGCGCUGCUGAAAAAACGUGUUCAUCUUCAACCCACGGUGAAGAUUUUACACGAAAUACCGAUUUCAAACAGGAUAUGACUCCUCACACUGAAGACAAACCAUUCAAGUGCUCAAUUUGUGAGAAAAGAUUCUCCCGAAAGGAACAUUUGAAAAUUCACAUAAGAACACACACUGGUGAAAAACCGUACAUGUGCUCAAUUUGUGGUAAAAGAUUCGCUCAAAAACAUCACUUGAAAGCACACGCAAGUAAAAGCAGCGCUGAAAAAACAUGCUCAUCUAAAACCCACAGUGACGAUUACGCACAAAAGACUGAUUUGAAACCACAUAGGACUCCACAAACUGGAGACAAACCAUUCAUGUGCAUAAUUUGUAAGAAAAGAUUCCCCCGAAAACAACAAUUGGAAAUUCACCGUAGAACACACACUGGUGAAAAACCGUACAUGUGCUCAACUUGUGGUAAAAGAUUCGCUCAAAAACAUCACUUGAAAGCACACGCAAGUAAAAGCAGCGCUGAAAAAACAUGCUCAUCUUCAACCCACGGUGAAGAUCAUGCACAAAAGACUGAUUUGAAACCACGUAUGACUCCACACACUGAAGACAAACCAUUCAUGUGCAUAAUUUGUAAGAAAAGAUUCCCCCGAAAACAACAAUUGGAAAAUCACCAUAGAACACACACUGGUGAAAAACCAUAUUCCUGUUCCAACUGCAGGAAAAGCUUUGCUGAAAAAUCCAAACUCACAUUGCACAUGAGAACGCACACUGGUGAAAAACCAUAUUCCUGUUCAUGCUGCAACAAAAGCUAUGCCGACCGAUCAGCGCUUGUAAGACACAUUACUCGGCGCACCGGUGAAAAACCUGUUAUCUGCUACAUCUGCGGUAAAGGUUUUGAACGAAGUGAAUAUUUGAAAGAACACAUGAAAAUGCACGCUGAGAAAGUGUUGAGCUGCAGUGCGUGUGCUGAAAUAUUCCUUUCUAAGGACCAAUGUAACAAACACAAGUGUGCUGGUGAGAACAGCAGCAGCAAAUGAAGCUGCAGGAUUUGGAAUAAAUCAGGGGUCGGGAACCUUUUUGGCUGAGAGAGCCAUGAAAGCCAAAUAUUUAAAAAUGUAUUUCCGUGAGAGCCAUAUCAUAUUUUUUUUAUACUGAAUACAACUAAAUGCAUGCAUUUUUAAGUAAGACCAACAUUUUUAGAGUAUAAUAAGUCUCUUAUUCUUUUUCAUAGCAUUGUUAUUCUGAAGUUAACCAAUAAUAAAUAAAACGUCAUGUCUGUUGAUCAUGUUUUUGCUUGGCCAUGUGCUGUUUGUCUUUUGGACUAUUUAAGUUCCUGUUUUUUUCCCACUCCCUUGUCUGGUUUCCUUGGUGACUCAUUAUGUCCACCUGUCUCUGGUGGACAAAAUGCCCGCUCACCUGCUUCCCGAGCACUAAUCAGAGGCAGUAUUUAAGCUUGUCUUUGCCAGUCAGUCGCCCUGGCGUCAAUGUGAUCUUUUCUUGCUCUGUGCUGACUUGUUUCGUGCCUUGCCAUAGUUUCGCGCUUCAUGCCAUGCCAAGUAAGUUUUGUUUGAUUUAUGUUCAUAGUCUGUUUAUGCGUUAGCUUUGUUCCUUAGCCCAAGUUGUGCCUCCACUGUGAGCGAUUUUUGUUUGUAUCUUUUUUAAGUUUAAAUUAAGUCAUGUUUUUACCUAAAUGCCAUGUCCCGAGAAGUCUGUCUUACCAUUAAUGCGACUUCUUGAACAGGUGCGGUAGGAAACGGAUGGAUGGAUUUAAAUGCAUGAUAAUGUUUUGUAUUUUGAACGUUAUUUUUAGCACUGUGAAUUCCAGCGGAAUUAUUCAUAAUUAUCGUGUUAAACAAUGUAGGCUAAGAUUUAUCUGAGAGCCAGAUGCAGUCAUCAAAAGAGCCACAUCUGGCUCUAGAGCCAUAGGUUCCCUACCCUUGGAAUAAAUGGUCAAAACUUUGAUUUUGUAACAUCUCCACAUAUAACAUGACAUCAUUGUCGUGUGUGACACUAUCCUGUUGAAUAAGUUGCUACUAUUUGUAGACUGGAAUGUUUUAGAUGAGGGAUUUUAUUUCAGUCUACUACAUGCAUUAAUAUACAACAUUGUGUAACAUGUUUAUAAAAGAAAAAUAUGUAAUUUGAUGGAAAAUGUUGAAACUGAAACCUCAGUUUAUUUUAUAUCCAUUUUAUUUUUGACUAUUUCAUUCAUUUUAGAAAUGUAAACCGUACAAAACAUAUUACUUGUUGUGAUCCUCUUCCGGGAUCACACUUUGAUUUCGUUUUUUGAGUCCUUUUGUGUUUUCUGUUUGUUUUGGACUCGUCUGGUUCCUAGUUUUGCACUUCCUGAUUUAUCUUGUUACCAUGGUUGCUUAUUUCUUUCACCUGCUCCUUGUUUCCGGACUCUCGCCUGUUUGUUGAUUACCAUCCUUAUUUAAGCCUGCCUUUUCUGUGACUCGUUCUCGCAUCCUAGAUUUGUUCCACGCAACAAGUGACAACGCUGAUCCCCGUUUCUGGUAAACCAGUUUUUGUAUUUUACUAGCUUCCACGCUAGGCUUCGUGUUUUCUAGCUCACAUGCUAGCUCUUUGUUUUGCCUUUUCAUGCCUAGUGCAAGUUUUCUGUUUGUAGCAAGUUCUUAGUUGAAUAAAUCAUUAUUUUCUUACCUUCACGCUGUGUCCGAGCCCGAUCUGGGUCCUUGGAAGAAUGAACCACCAUCACCAUGCCCAGCAAACAUCACAUUACUUACAAUAAACAUUUCUAAGGAUAUCCAUAAUUCAGUGUUAUGCUGAUACAAAACAGUGUUUUUCAAAUCUGUUUUAAAUGUAUGGAGUUUCUGUAUAUUUUAGUGUCUAUUUUUAAAUGAUUAUAGGUGAAUUAUUUUAUAUGAUAUACGUAUUUGUUUUACAUUUGUUCAUACCUUUUUUGUGUACAUAUAAAUGUAUUGGUUCACAUCUAAAGUAUAUCAUGUUUUCUAAACAUCAUUUCAACACAUUUGUGUUCUACAAGAUCAUUUCCUUUUCAAAUGUGACUUUAUGACUCAUCGGUUGAGUCACGAUAAGCCAUUUUGUUAUCAUUGUUACUCUCUUUUGUGUAUUUAUGUUGCUUUUGUGAUGGUUUUUGUACUGUAUGUCCCCAGACAUUUAUUCAAUAUAUGCUUCAACAAAAGUUGAAUACAAUAAAUGUAGUUAACACAU